This is a messenger RNA of Chironomus riparius, 1487 nucleotides long. The record is from the annotation of a GenBank genome assembly. NCBI's taxonomy places the organism in Eukaryota, Metazoa, Arthropoda, Insecta, Diptera, Chironomidae.
AGAAUCUAUUCAUUCAGUCAUCAUAAUAGCAAGCAAGAUGACUUUAAUUCAAACAGUUAUAAUUUUAAUUCCUUUGAUUAGUGCCAGUUUCGGUUGUAAUCCAUCAGUAACGAAAGCAAGUGGAUCAAAAGCUCCAAGACAAAUAUGCUCUGGUCAGUUGCUUUUUGAGGAUAAUUUUGACUCAUUAGACAAGUCAAAAUGGAAGUUUGAGAACACAAUGGCUGGUGGAGGCAACUGGGAAUUCCAAUGGUAUCCAGGUCAUGAUAGUAAGAAUGCUUAUACAAAAAAUGGAAAUUUACACAUUGCACCGACAACAACAGCAAGUAUUUUUGGUGAAAAUUAUUUGACAUCUGCUCGAGUUGUUAUCCCAGCAGAUCAGUGUACGUGGAGUGCUGAUUAUGGUUGUGAUAGAACUGGAAGUCGAGAUCAUAUUAUUAAUCCAAUAAGAAGUGCAAAAAUGGACACAAGAGAUUCAUUUUCUUUUAAAUACGGUACAAUGGAAAUACGUGCGAAGUUGCCUGCAGGAGACUGGUUGUGGCCAGCUUUAUGGAUGCUUCCAAAGAAAAAUACUUAUGGUGGCUGGCCAAGAUCAGGGGAAAUUGAUUUAAUGGAAUCACGUGGAAAUCGUGAUCUUCGUGCUUGGAAUAAUCAAAUAGGAAAUGAACAAGUCAGUUCAACUCUUCAUUUUGGACCAAGUCCUAGUCACAACGGUUUUUCAACAGCUCAUUUUGAAAAGAAUAGAAAACCUGGAUACAAUGAUGGAUUUCAUCUAUUCAAGCUGGUUUGGAGACCAAAUAAAUUGGAAUUUUAUGUUGACAAUUCACAUAUUGGUACUGUUGAUGCUGGAAAUGGCUUUUGGGAUCGAGCACAGUUAUGGAAUUCAGGAAUGCCAAACCCAUGGGCAAAUAGAAGCAAAAUGGCACCAUUCGAUCAAGAGUUUUACAUCAUCAUGAAUCUUGCUGUUGGAGGAACUGGUGGAUACUUCCCAGAUAGUGGUGUAAAUCAACCUCAUCCAAAACCAUGGAAAGACACAAGCUCGAGAGCAGCAGCAGAAUUUUGGGAGAAAAAGAAUGACUGGUUGCCUGGUUGGAAUUUAGGAGCUAACGAUGAUUCUCAUUUACAGGUUGAUUAUGUUAAAGUUUGGGCGCUGUAAAAAUUCAUCUCCAUAUUAUGGAAUUGUAUUGGUCCCAAUCAAGGCGUGGAAACUACCCCAAAUAUCAUAUUUAUCCCACAUAUCCCAAAAAUAAUCAAAAAAUUCCUGAGCAUGUUUGCGCGAUAAUAAAGAUAUCCCAACGUAUCCUUAGUGUAUUCGAAGUGUAAUUUCAGGAUAUGAUGGGAUAUCUCAAUUCUAAUGCAUACAGGCUCAGGGAUUAUUCUGAAUAUUUUUGGGAUAUAUGGGAUAUUUGGGAUAUUUGGGAUAGUUUCCACGCCUUGGUCCCAAUUUAUAGAAAUAAUUUGAAUAAAACAAAAUAAUUUUUUGAAUGCAG